Molecule: messenger RNA, 894 nt
Organism: Argentina anserina (silverweed cinquefoil)
Lineage: Eukaryota; Viridiplantae; Streptophyta; Magnoliopsida; Rosales; Rosaceae
Product: xyloglucan endotransglucosylase/hydrolase protein 2-like
Exons: 4
Coding region: 1-894 (297 amino acids)
Biological process (GO): cell wall biogenesis; xyloglucan metabolic process
Cellular component (GO): cell wall; apoplast
Molecular function (GO): xyloglucan:xyloglucosyl transferase activity; hydrolase activity, hydrolyzing O-glycosyl compounds
Source: RefSeq, a predicted model, not a curated record
AUGGCUUUCCCAGUAGAGGUUUUCGUGGUGCUCUUUCUAUUUUGUAGUGUGAUGCUUGUAAAUGGUGAUGUUCUCUUUGAUGAAAAUUAUCAAGUCACUUGGGGUCAUCAUCACGCCUUGCUUGAGAAUGGAGGGACACAGAUGCAAAUUUACUUGGAUAACACUACUGGGGCUGGGUUUGGAUCGAAGCAAACGUUCGGCGCUGGGUGGUUUGAAAUGAGGAUCAAGGUACCAGUGAGGGAUUGUGCUGGAGUUGUCCUAGCUUUUUAUCUGAGAUCACAGGGUGUUAAUGGCCAGGAUGAGCUAGACUUUGAGUUCCUGGGUAACAGAGAAAACAGGCCAAUCACACUGCAGACAAAUGUGAUUACAAACGGUCAAAACUACAGAGAGCAAAGGACAGUCUUUUGGUUUGACCCAACAGCAGAUUUUCAUGGCUACAAGAUUCUUUGGAACCAUCAUCAAGUUGUGUUUUAUGUCGACGAGAUCCCCAUCAGGGUUUUUAGGAACAACAAGAAGUUUAAGGUUGCCUAUCCAACGCGGCCGAUGGAAAUCGCUGUAAGCAUAUGGGAUGGAUCGAGUUGGGCAACUGAUGGAGGCCGAGAAAAGAUCGACUUCACCCGAGCACCAUUUAGAGCUUAUUUCCGAAAGUUUGACAUGCAUGCCUGUGUGGUAGACAGGUACAAGACCGAGGUUUCGGAAUGUUAUGCUACCAAAUAUUUGUGGAACCAUAGGGUCUUCAGGCAACUAAACGCAACCGAACAAGCAGCAUACGACAGGGUGAGAAGAGAUUUUAUGAACUAUGACUAUUGUACUGAUCAUCAAAGGUUCAAUAAUGCACUUCCUAGAGAGUGCACUCUUGGUAGUUCAAACCAGCAAUAUAAUGGAACUACCUAG